Mus musculus (house mouse) is the source of this 5013-nucleotide messenger RNA. RefSeq names its product mitofusin 2 (gene Mfn2). The record is from RefSeq and is a predicted model, not a curated record. Gene Ontology annotation, molecular function: GTP binding; GTPase activity; ubiquitin protein ligase binding. The transcript has 19 exons. Lineage: Eukaryota; Metazoa; Chordata; Mammalia; Rodentia; Muridae. Gene Ontology annotation, cellular component: mitochondrion; membrane; mitochondrial outer membrane. The coding region runs from base 950 to 3223 and encodes 757 amino acids. Gene Ontology annotation, biological process: mitochondrial fusion; aerobic respiration; negative regulation of Ras protein signal transduction.
UGUGAUCUCCAUUCAAGGUCCCUGACCCAUUCCCGGUUUUCAUCCAGUACUUUUCUUUUUUUGCCAGCAUUUUUUUUUUUUCAGCACCCGGUUCACUGUACCCCACUUACGGUGGAAGUCUUUUUACUUAUAUGCCUUUUCAUUGCACCGUUAAGACUCUGAGGGUUGGAGCUAUUCUUAAUCCGUCCCUGACCCUAGCACCUAACACAUUGAAAGGCCACAGUGAAUACUGAAAAAGAUAGCUGUUUGGAAGGAGAAAGGCAACACUACUGGCCUCCAUCUCUUGUAGUACUUUUCUAUCCUGUUUUCUAGCUUUGCCAAUCAUCUCUCCCUUCGUCAGAAAAGGACUCUUGAUUGUCCCCUUUUUGUCUUAGGUAGGAAAACACAAGUGAGCUUUGGAGUCACAGCUAGUGUAGUUUGGUGUCUAGCUUGGCUGCUUGGCUCUAUACAUCUUCCUAGUACUGUAGAGACCAAGUUUGCUCCAUAGACUUGAGAAUGGAAGGAGAGACUUUACAGUAGCAGGGAUACUCUGGCCUUUGUCAGGUCUAUUUUUCUUCCUCUCCUCUCCACUCCCCUUCCACUUCUAGUUGGCAGUUCCCCAGUCCUGAAGGCCAGGCCUUGGCCUGAUUCAGCUCCCUUCUCUCUCUGGCUGUGUCUUAGCGAGGACCUCUUUGGUGCCUUGCAUUAGCACAUGGCUUAAUAUAUUAGCACACGGCUAAUGUGUUUGUCUCAUUGUCAUUGUUAUUGUCUCCUCCCCCUCCACACACACACUUCCUCACCUGCUUCCUCAACACCGCAAUGAAAGCUUGGACAGGUGGAGUCAACACCAUCAGGGGCCAACCUGGACCUGAAUCAGCACAGAGGAGACCUCGAGUCCUUUUCAUCUUUCUGACUCCAGCCAUGUCCACGAUGCCCAACCUGUGAAGGUCUCUUACCAGCUAGAAACGAGAUGUCCCUGCUCUUUUCUCGAUGCAACUCCAUCGUCACCGUCAAGAAGGAUAAGCGACACAUGGCUGAAGUGAAUGCUUCCCCUCUCAAGCACUUUGUCACUGCCAAGAAAAAGAUCAAUGGAAUCUUUGAGCAGCUGGGGGCCUACAUCCAAGAGAGCGCCAGCUUCCUUGAAGACACCCACAGGAACACAGAACUGGACCCGGUUACCACGGAAGAGCAGGUCCUGGACGUCAAAGGGUACCUGUCCAAGGUCAGGGGUAUCAGCGAAGUGCUGGCCAGGCGGCACAUGAAGGUGGCUUUUUUUGGCCGGACGAGCAAUGGGAAGAGCACCGUGAUCAAUGCCAUGCUCUGGGACAAAGUUCUGCCAUCUGGGAUUGGUCAUACCACCAAUUGCUUCCUGCGGGUUGGGGGCACAGAUGGCCAUGAGGCCUUCCUCCUCACAGAGGGCUCAGAAGAGAAGAAGAGUGUCAAGACUGUGAACCAACUGGCCCAUGCCCUCCAUCAGGACGAGCAGUUGCAUGCAGGCAGCAUGGUGAGUGUGAUGUGGCCCAACUCCAAGUGUCCGCUCCUGAAGGAUGACCUCGUGCUGAUGGACAGCCCUGGGAUCGAUGUUACCACGGAGCUGGACAGCUGGAUUGAUAAGUUUUGCCUGGAUGCUGAUGUGUUUGUGCUGGUGGCCAACUCAGAGUCCACGCUGAUGCAGACGGAGAAGCAGUUCUUCCACAAAGUGAGUGAACGUCUCUCCCGGCCCAACAUCUUCAUCCUGAACAACCGCUGGGAUGCGUCUGCCUCGGAGCCUGAGUACAUGGAGGAGGUGCGGCGGCAGCACAUGGAGCGCUGCACCAGCUUUCUGGUGGAUGAGCUGGGCGUGGUGGAUCGAGCUCAGGCUGGGGACCGGAUCUUCUUCGUGUCUGCCAAGGAGGUUCUCAGCGCCAGGGUCCAGAAAGCCCAGGGCAUGCCAGAAGGAGGCGGCGCUCUCGCAGAAGGUUUUCAAGUGAGGAUGUUUGAGUUUCAGAAUUUCGAGAGGCAGUUUGAGGAGUGCAUUUCCCAGUCUGCAGUAAAGACCAAAUUUGAGCAGCACACAGUCCGGGCCAAGCAGAUUGCAGAGGCCGUUCGUCUCAUCAUGGAUUCCCUGCACAUCGCAGCUCAGGAGCAGCGGGUUUAUUGCCUAGAAAUGCGGGAAGAGCGGCAAGACCGGCUGAGGUUUAUUGACAAGCAGCUGGAGCUCCUGGCUCAAGACUACAAGCUGCGAAUUAAGCAGAUUACGGAGGAAGUGGAAAGGCAGGUGUCCACAGCCAUGGCUGAAGAGAUCAGGCGCCUCUCUGUGCUAGUUGACGAGUACCAGAUGGACUUCCACCCAUCCCCAGUUGUCCUCAAGGUUUAUAAGAACGAGCUGCACCGCCAUAUAGAGGAAGGUCUGGGCCGGAACCUGUCUGACCGCUGCUCCACUGCCAUUGCCAGUUCACUGCAGACUAUGCAGCAGGACAUGAUAGACGGCUUGAAGCCCCUUCUUCCUGUAUCUAUGCGGAAUCAGAUAGACAUGCUGGUCCCUCGACAGUGUUUCUCCCUCAGCUAUGACCUGAAUUGUGACAAGCUGUGUGCUGACUUUCAGGAGGACAUCGAGUUCCACUUCUCCCUUGGAUGGACUAUGCUAGUGAACAGGUUCCUGGGCCCCAAGAAUAGCCGCCGGGCCUUGCUAGGCUACAGUGAUCAGGUUCAGCGUCCUCUCCCUCUGACACCUGCCAACCCCAGCAUGCCCCCCUUGCCACAGAGCUCCCUCACCCAGGAGGAGCUCAUGGUCUCCAUGGUUACUGGCCUGGCCUCUCUGACGUCUAGGACCUCCAUGGGCAUUCUUGUGGUCGGAGGAGUGGUGUGGAAGGCAGUGGGCUGGAGACUCAUCGCCCUCUCCUUUGGACUGUAUGGCCUCCUGUACGUCUAUGAGCGACUGACCUGGACCACCAAAGCCAAAGAGAGGGCCUUCAAGCGCCAGUUUGUGGAAUACGCCAGUGAGAAGCUACAGCUCAUCAUCAGUUACACCGGCUCUAACUGCAGCCACCAAGUCCAGCAGGAAUUGUCUGGGACAUUUGCUCAUCUGUGCCAGCAAGUUGACAUCACCCGAGAUAAUCUGGAGCAGGAAAUUGCUGCCAUGAACAAGAAAGUCGAGGCUCUGGAUUCACUUCAGAGCAGAGCCAAACUGCUCAGGAAUAAAGCUGGCUGGUUGGACAGCGAACUCAACAUGUUCACACACCAGUACCUGCAGCCCAGCAGAUAGUGGGCAGCCAGGGCGGACCUGCACGAAGAAGAGGCAGGGCCGCACCUCCCAUCAGCUCUAGUCCUUGGCCGCUGCAGAGAGAAGGAAAGCACCCAGUCUUGUACCAGUUACUCCCUACCCCCUGCAGGAAGACCCCUGGCUCAUACCCUAAUGGAGACCAACAAGGACUGGACAGCUCGGCUCCAAGGAGUUAUGCAUGUGUCUGUGUCUGCUCCUCACGCUCACCCGGUUGAAAGUCACUGUGCAUUUGAUAAAGUUUUCCUCAGAAUGGCACCCUGCAGAAUGACUGAUGGGCGCCUUCACAGGCAUCAGGCAGCCACUCCUACUUUCUCCAGCCUGAGCACACCUACAGAGAGACAGUGUUGGGGGUGACAGGAUGCCCCAGAAAAAUUCAGGAUACUUCUGAAAUUGCCAUGUUUGUCUCAGAACUUGUAUCUUGCGUUUGGCCCUCAGCUUUAGCACUUUUUCCCACUUGCAGAGUCUUUCAGUUGUGCUUGGUAGCCAGGCUCAACACACCGGGGCUUUAGACUCAAGCAGCUUAUAUGGGAAGCUGGAGACCCCUGCCAGCCAGAGCACAGUAAGGGCUCGGAGAAGGUAUGUGAACUAGGGUAUCUGAUGUGGUAGUGCAGUUGGUGUCUGGCAUUGUGACGACAAGGGACUUGCCUCCCUUCUUGCCACUGAGGCCCUUGCUUUUCCUUCAGCUCUUGGCCUGUUGGUCCGGUUUAUUAGUGAGAGCUAGUUUGCUCCAGGUGGUUAAAGGAUGUAGCAGGAGGAAUGGUGGAAGAUGGGAGCUGCCCGGGUUAGUACAGAAGAGGUCUGUCUAUCUGACCUAGCACUGAGGGGUUCACAAACCUGUGAGGUGCACCUCACUAAUUUUGGCUCAUCCCUGCCUUGCUACAAGCUCCCUGUGGCCACCAUUCUCUGGACUGUACCGUGCUGAUGACUGCAGCUGGCUACAAAACAGCAUGAGAACCUGGCCGCUGUUCUCCUACUGCCUCCACCCUCAGGCAGGCCUCCUCCUCUUCUGCCCCUGAAGCCUCCUGCUGCUUGCUCCUCCUGCCUCCACCCUCAGGCAGGCCUCCUCCUCUUCUGCCCCUGAAGCCUCCUGCUGCUGCUCCUCCACCUCAGUCAGUGCUGAACUUCUCACUGUUGAGUGUUGAAAUUGUUAAUGGUCAAAGCAGGGAGGAUGCCAGUCACCAAGGUUGAUUGUCUUGGGAAAGCAGUUUUAGAGUGAUGAAUCCUUUGUAGGACAGGUAGAGAGUAUCUUAGAGAUAAAAAAAUGGGCUAUGUCCUCUCCUGCCCAUGUCUUGUGCUCACUCGCCCCUCAGUCUACCCUUUUUGCUGGGACAGUGAUGGUCUUGGCCAAGGUCAGCAUGUAAUGGAAAGACAGUGUAUUGCCAGGCUGGAUAGAUGGGGUCAUCUCACAGUGGGUCACGUGAAAAUCAGUGUCACGUAGUCCCAGUGAAUGUUGUGUUCUUUCUGGGGGGAGGGGGGAAUAGAAUAAACUCAAAUUCUUUUUCAGUAUAGCCCCUGAGUAAUGAAUGAAAAUUUGAGCUUAUGUAAGUAAAGAUUCAUUUAUGCCACCAGGGAGAGCCUGUAUCUGAGAGACAUUUAGCAGAGAGCACUUUAGUUUUUUGCUGCUAACUGUUGUGUGAUCCUUUGCUGGGGUGCAAAAGGCACCGGACACAGUGUGUUUGCUUCUGGUAUAUUUAGGUGAUGCAUCCGCCUGGGUUACCUGUAUCUCUGCUGAUCAUAUUGGAAACUAAAAUAAAGCCCCAUUUGUGACCCUG